Homalodisca vitripennis (glassy-winged sharpshooter) is the source of this 2881-nucleotide messenger RNA. Its product is annotated as acylamino-acid-releasing enzyme-like. Bases 309 to 2426 code for a protein of 705 amino acids. Lineage: Eukaryota; Metazoa; Arthropoda; Insecta; Hemiptera; Cicadellidae. Gene Ontology annotation, biological process: proteolysis. The record is from RefSeq and is a predicted model, not a curated record. Gene Ontology annotation, molecular function: serine-type endopeptidase activity. The transcript has 14 exons.
GAGGAGCUCGUGUCACGCAGUUCUCUUCACUAUCAGUUCUGAGUCUGACUUCUGAGUGAGGUUAAGACAUCUAGGAUAAGAUUUGGGUUUUGAUAUUAAUGUAAGGUAAAAUUAUAUUUUUGUCGUAUCUAUCGAUCAACACUAACGAAUUAAAAUUUUGGAAGUACAGUUCAGUAAGAAUCAACAAUUUUGUUGUUGUGUACAAGUUGUUGUAUUCAGAUGUGUACAACCGGUUUGUCAGUUUGUUUAGAGUAGGUCUGUUACAACUUAUUGCUCAUAUUAUUUUUGAAUCAGCUCAUAGUAACUUCAUGGCUCUCCAGGUGGAACAACUUGUGGCCAAGUACCGCGCAGUGAGCCAGUUCCCAGCACUAACUGCGGCUCGGAUACUUCGCAGAGAGGGAGAUCAACUCACAGUUACGUCGACAUGGAGUCAACGUUGUCUGGAGAAGGGCAAAAACACCAAGUUCUGUCAGACACACCUAGUCCAAGGAAAGUCAGUCAUCCACACAUCCCCCAUUGAUACAUCCACCGAGUUGUUGUCUGCGUUCUCACCAUCUGGCACAAGCUGUGCGGUGCUGCGCGAGUUCACUCAACCUGAUGGUGGCAGCAAGAAGCAGCACCUGGAGAUCUGGGCAGACAAUCGGCUCUCACAGUUGGUUGACCUGACACUGGCUGACCAGCAUGGCGAGGUCUACACAAGUGGAGAGUUCUGCUGUCUAGAGUGGUCGCCUUGUGAGAAGAAGCUUUUGUAUGUGGCUGAGAAAAAGCAACCAAAGGCAGAACCAUUCUAUCCAAGCAAGCCCAUAGAUAAGGAUUCUGUCAUACCAGAGGAAAAACUUCCUAAAAAGGGAGAGGAGUAUGUAUACAGACAAGACUGGGGUGAGACCUUGGCAGGCAGACACCAUCCGGUGUUGUGUGUGUGUGACCUAGUGACUGGCACAGUCACCACGCCAGACGGUAUACCGGAUGACCUCUCUGUUGGUCAGGCAUUGUUUGUACCAGACGGUAUAGUGGGCGUGGGUUGGUGUCACGAACCGCGCCGGCUCGGCAUCGUCUUCUGCACAAACAGACUCAGUUACGUGUUCCACCUCACUGAAGACGGCACUUUCGUGAAGCUAUCAGGAGAAGGUCUGGGUGCACAUUCACCGCGUUUGUCUCCAAACCGAGACUAUCUGGUGUGGCUACAGCGGCCGGCCCAAGGACCCCACCACGGUUGUCACCAGCUCGUAAAGGCGGUGUGGGGGGCUCUGCCCCACCCGUUAGUACCUAUGGUGGCCUUCCGUGUUCAGUGUGCUAGCGGCCACGAGUUCUACGGCCUGUACUGCCAGUCACUGCCAUCCAGAUGUUUUGUGGACAACUCCACUCUUCUGCUCAGCACGGUGCAGCAGACUGUGGCACACUCAUACGUUGUAAACACAGAGACUGGAGACCUGUACCAAGUAGAGAACGAGCGAGGCAGCCUGGUCGUGGUAGACGUGUACGAGAACACAGUUCUGUGCAGUUCUACCCAGGUGGAUACUCCAACUGGUCUGUUACUGGGAGAGGUCUCGGGCCACUCUGUACUGUUACGGUCUCUUCUACAGCGAGAGCCCAUCCCUCUGCCAGAUUCCAAGCCUGGACUGCGGGUGUUCCAAUUGAAGGCAGAGGGCCAGGACUCUGUCAGUAACUACAAUGCUAUCUACUACGGGCCUAUGGACGGGGAAGCUAAAAGUGUUCCCCUGAUUGUUUGGCCACAUGGCGGUCCCCAUAGCAGCUUCUUCGAAUGCUACAGUGUCUUCAACCAGUUCUUCAUCAGUGCUGGUUUUGCAACACUGCAGGUGAACUACCGUGGCUCUACAGGUCAGGGUCAGGAAUCUGUGGACUUUCUGCCUGGCCGGGUUGGCAACACUGAUGUGAAGGACUGCCACCAGGCCACAUUGACCACACUGCACGCACUACCCUGCCUGGACCCUGACAGAGUGGUACUGUACGGCGGCUCUCACGGUGGCUUCCUGGUCACCCACCUAAGUGGCCAGUAUCCGGACUUUUACAAAGCCGUAGCGGCACGUAAUCCUGUCGUAGACCUGAUCUCGGCAUUUCACCUCUCCGACAUACCGGACUGGGCUGCUGUCGAGGGAGGGUUCCUGUACACAGGCAAGGAGCAGGUAGAGAUGACGGCUGAGUUCUACCAGAAACUGCGAAGUGUCUCUCCCAUACAGUACGCUGACAAGGUGAAAGCACCCACCCUUCUGUCCAUCGGGAAGAAAGAUCUGAGAGUGCCACCAUCACAAGGGAUUCUGUAUUACCACACCUUGAAAACCUACAACAUACCCUGCAAGAUGAAUGUGUACGAUGACAAGCACUCUCUGAUGACAGUCCCUGCGGACAUAGACUCCACCAUCAACGCUGUUCUGUGGUUCCAGAAGCACCUUGCCUCCAAGGCGUAGAUAUACUUUCCAGUGACAGAGAAUUCUUGAACAUCAGGCUCAAACUUGCCUUACAAUAACAAGGAGAAGAAGUGUUUGUGGAUUAUGUGUACGACUGUUAUAUGCGUAUUAACUGAUAUAGUAAACACAGUUUGGUGAUGAAAGCAAUAGUGUAGUUGUUAUCUCCUUCAGUUAGUUUUGUUGGUUUUAGUAGGAAAGUAUUAAAUAAAAUUUGGUACCGAUUCAAAGUUACUUCCAUUGGAGUAAUAUUUAUAACCAGUAAUGACGUGUAUUUUUAUUUGCAUUUACUUUGUCCAAAUUGUUUAAUUUUAUUAAUAUCCUUUUUGAAUAUUGAGGUAGGCAGGUCAACUGUAUAAGAUGUGCUCUGCUUCAUUUUUAUAUUCUGUUGUAUUAAACUGCCAUGUAAGUGCCAUUACAUAGUUUUUGAUAUCAGGAAUAUAUUUUACAAAUGUUAA